Messenger RNA from Tyto alba (common barn owl), 5740 nucleotides. Its product is annotated as rap1 GTPase-GDP dissociation stimulator 1. Gene Ontology annotation, biological process: positive regulation of GTPase activity. Gene Ontology annotation, molecular function: guanyl-nucleotide exchange factor activity; protein binding. The record is from RefSeq and is a predicted model, not a curated record. The coding region runs from base 174 to 1778 and encodes 534 amino acids. The transcript is spliced from 13 exons. Gene Ontology annotation, cellular component: cytosol. Lineage: Eukaryota; Metazoa; Chordata; Aves; Strigiformes; Tytonidae.
UCAGAAAAAGACAGAAGGAGAAAAGAGAGCGAGCAUGCUGUGGGGGCUGCACAUCAGCUUGAAGGCUAUAAAAUAUCCCCCCUUAUUCACAGCUUGCUAGUUGUAAAGGACAAAGGCUCACAGUACAGAUCAGCUAUUCUUUACUGUCCCCAUUCUGGAGAGCUACAGAUUUUAUGGAAACCCUGAGUCAGCACCUGGAAUACCUUGGGCUCUGUGGAGAUGACACAGAGGCUGAAGACCAGAUCCUUGAAAGCCUGAAUGGGAUUCUCUUGGCUCUUACUGAAGAUAAGCACAGAUCCUUCAGCCUACUCAGAGAGAGUGGGAUCUUCCUGACUUUGGCAAAAAUCCUGAAGGGCAAUCCACGAUGUGCAGUGAAAGCAGCCCAGGUGCUUUCAGAGAUAGCCAAGAAUGAGGAAAUGAAGAAACCAUGUAUUGAAGCAGAUUUGGUUCUAACUUUGUUACCUUUGCUGGAGAGCACAGACCAAGAAAUGUUGCUUCAUGCUGGGAGGGCUAUUGGCCGUAUCUGUUAUGAUAAUCGGGAUCUUCAGGAAGAGCUGGUGAAGGUAGGAGUAAUCACAUCCCUAGUCCGAAUAUUAACCGAUUAUGCUGAGAGUGAACCACUUGUCCAUGUUGAUCUAUUGGCCUUAUGCAAUCUUGCAGACUUUGAUACAGCCAAGGAAGCCCUAAGCAAGACAAAGGUUGCUGAACAGCUGGUGAAACAACUGAGAAGAGCAGAGAAUCAUGAGAGGUUAGAAAUUGUCUUUGAGAUCCUGCAAGCACUUGCAGAAAAUGAUGCUCUGAAAGUGCAGUUGGUGGAGGCAGGCGUGCAAGAGGUGCUGUCCGAGAUCCUGCUGAGGCUCCAGGGUAGUUCACAAGCUGAAGAUACAUGCAUUGUGAAGGCUGCAUCGGAUCUCAUUGUCUCUCUGCUUCUUGGAGAUGGCAACUGUGUACGAAUGGUACAGCUGGGAGUCAUACAUCAGCUCCUGGAUCUUUUGGAGAAACAUGUAGAGAGUGGGGACAUCUCUGUUCAACAUGCUGCACUCAGUGCACUCCGAAACCUUGCGAUACCAGUUGUUAACAAGGUUCAAAUGUUGGAGGAAGGCGUGGCAGAACGGAUUCAAGCACUUCUAAGGUCAGAGAUGCCUCCUGUGCAGUUUAAACUUCUUGGAACACUACGGAUGUUAGCAGAUGGUCAAGCUGAUGCAGCUGAAAUCUUGGGCCAAGACCCCAUGCUGCUCAACAGACUUGUGCAGUGGUGCCAUGCCAAUGACCACACCGGUGUUCGUGGAGAAGCAAAUCGGCUGCUAGCAUCAAUCUUGCGUCACAACAGAUCCCAAGAAGUGGUCAAAGCCAUCCAGGAGGCACAAGCAGUGAAGCACCUGGUUUCCAUGACAACAAGCAAGCAUGCUGCCAUGCAGAAUGAGGCUCUGAAUGCCUUGAAAAUAGCAUCUGCAAUCGAUUUAGGAACCCUUGAAGAAUCUUUUAAGGAAACACAGCUAGUUCAAAGCUUACACAAACUUCUACAAGAUGAUAAUACAAGUCCUGAUGUGAAAUAUAAUUCAAUGGGCCUUUUGUGCCAUCUUCUUAAUUCAGGUGAUCUGAGACAAGAAAUAGAAGAGGACAAGAUUAAAGAAACCCUUGAACAACUCUGCAGUCACAGCAAUGCAAAUGUGGUCAAGGGAGCCAUCACAACAUUACAGGUUUUGAGAGGAGAAACAUCCACUAGCCUCCCUUCUUCCCCAGAGCAACCCUGCACUGCUCCUGAGGCAAAGCAGUGAAACACCAGCUUUCCCAACCCUACCUCACAUUUGUCAUGCUGCCACAAAACCAACACUACUAAAGCUCAGGUACAGCUCCUGUUUUCAAAGCUGUACAUACAGGAAAAAAAAAAAAAAAAACAAAAACAAAAAAAAAACACCAACUCAUUUGCUCACCUACUUAGCCUACAAAUACUUGCAUCACUGCUGCUCUUCACUGAGCUACUAACACACAGCAAUAGGAAUGAGGCCUAUCAAGAAGUCGUUUUUGAAAUUACAAAAGUAAUUUCCUACCUGAUGCUUCUCAUACAUUUUAAGCUGCUUGGUUUUGUCAAAUCAAGAUAUAACUUGCAACUUUUUCUUGCAUCAAUGGGACUUUAAAAUCAUUUAAAAAAAUCUCAAGCUUGUAUCAUGCAACUUAAACCAAUGGGAUUUUAGAUUUAGAUGAGAGCUGUAGCUUAAUGCAAAGGGCUAAUUGGCAACAGUUCAACCUCUGCGCACUGUGAAUCAACCUGUGAGCCCAGUUGUUAACUGUGCAAGUUAAAACCACCACAAAACUGUACCUUUAAACCAAGUCCUCCUUCAAUUUAGAAUCUGAAAGCUCAUGGGAGUUUUUACCUGCUAGCGUCACAAGCUAUAUUCCUAAGUAUCUGAAGUCAUGGUCUUGUCCUAAUUUCAGAGUUGCAGCUAUUGUAACCUGGAAUGAGACCCAGUAGAAGCAAAGUUUACCAUAAACUGCACUCAAUGUCCAUACAGUGCUCAGACAAAAAACAAACUAAAGCUAAUUGGGAAUUACAAGUGGGCAGGUGUGAAGAUUUGGAGGCAGCUGGCAUUUCAUUAAGUUAUCUCCAGUAAGAGAACCUGGCUUUAACUUUAGAUAGCGAAAAAUUGUAGUAAAACAAGUGUCUCAACAUUUCUACAGAAACCUUUCACAUUUAAAAAUGGUCACUUGGUACAAAAGGUAACAGGAUCUAUCGCACAACUUGUUCUUAUGGGAACAUUGUGAACCAGUUGCAGGUAUGUUGCAGAGUUGCAGUGCCAAGACCUAGGAGAUCAAAUUCAAACCCUCUAGCGGUAGAUACUGAAUAGCUAGAGAACAGUGACUUUUUUAGCCAUCAGUAAAAGUUACUGUGAAACACCAUGGGAAAUUACUGACCUUUACAAAACUGUUGUAAAGCAGAGAAUAUUCAAAAGUCAACAAGGCCUCCUGUUCUCAAGCAUUUUGAGUAUAACUGGCUUAUGUCUGCAAACAAACAUUACAACUUUGUUCCUGCAAAAGCUUUCCCAUUUGCAAAACUUGUUACCGCUAUUUAGCCCACUAUAUUUACCAUCAAAUAGCACUUUCAGAAGUAAGAGAAGUAGGAGAACAGAAAAACAAGAGCUGAACCAUGUGCAGUUUCCUCUGGCUUAAAACACACAGUGAUAUGGGCAUCCUACACAUUCCCAACGUCAAAAUGAGAAAUAGCUUCAGACAAUUUCAAUUUCAGAAUAAGAUCUGGGGAUGUGCCCAAACCAGGCAUUAGUAUAAGAUAUAUAAAGGUCUAUUACAAGUUAUACACACACACACACACACCAAACAACCACAUUCAAGUUAAGUCACUCUUAUGAGAAAUGAUCCAGCCUUAACUUUCUACAGUGUCUAAUUCUAGAUAUUUCAUUAUUCCAAUAUAGCCAUUAUCUAUUGGUUAAAUGUUUCUCUGACCUUAUUAAAACUAAAAUCAAGUUUUAAUGCAUUAAAGAAACAUUAAAAUGGUCAAAGCAGCAGACACAAGGCUAUUUCUGUAAGUCUCAUCUUGAAACCUGUAAGUUACUUUCCUUCUGCACUCUUAAGAGUAGUUGUAGGAACAUUGCUCAGACACGACAAACCAUAAACUGUGCAAAUCACAAAAGUGAUAAAUCUGUGGAUAAUGGCAGUCAAAGUGCAAACAAAAGUUUUAACUUUUUGGGUGUCCAGAGAUUUAAUAAUUUCUCUACACCAUUCUGCAACUCUUUACUUGUUCAUGGCUUUCCAUUAACAAUGGAGAGAAAAACCAGUGUUAUCUAUUAUUCAGCAGCUCAGACUGAAAACAAAAAAAUCAAGAAUUAUUUUCAGCAAAAUAUACACAUGAACACCAGCAGAGCUUUACCAUUUUUGUAGUUAAUCAACAAAGUGCAGUCUCAGUGGGCAGUCUAAACCUCAGAGAGGGAAAUACUGGCAACUGGAAGCAACAAACCUUAGAAAUCAGACUCCACGAGUACAAAACAUUAGAUUUUAUUUAAUCAAAUGUAAGGCUUGAGAAAAAAAAAUAUACUGAAAGUCACUGAGAAAAGCCAUCUCAGACAAAGAGACAGAAUGCUCCCCUUCCACUGCCUAAACAACAUUCAAGCUGCGUGAUAACCCACAGGUGGUAGGGGGAAGGAAGAGCAAAGGAUGGAAUGGGGAGUCAAAACCCAAGGCAAUUCUACAUACAAGCCAAUUGCCACAUCAGCUUUAAUGGACUGGAGGAGGUACAAGUCUAUCCACGUGGCACUGUAUGAGGGUCCCCAAACUAAAGACCCCUUGGGAAGAAAUAUUAAGGUUUUCAGGAGGCAACUGUAGCUCCUUUGGUCACUGCACUUUUUUCAGUGCUUAUACUCAUCCUCCUCUUCACAUACACGGAAAAUGUCCAAAUACAGGUAUAUUUAUAGAAACAAAAGGGCAGUUGCACUGUCAAGCAUACUGACAAAUAAAUACAUUGCUUCACAGAAAUAAAUUGUGCUCAUUUCCAAGAAAUAAAAGUGAUCACACUGAAGUUUCCUUCUCUCAGUCUAGUUAUUCAAGUCCAAUCUCAUAUUUGACAUCUUCAGUAAAAAACUUAUUUCCAUUGUAGUGUUUGUGGAGUUGUUCCAAAUGCAACCACUGAAAUCUCAACAUCAACAAUUUACCAAACCUCUCUGCGAGAUCAUUGAAUUGCUUCUCCUUCAAAGCUUUAGAGGCAGGUUCACACCCAACUGCUUUUGCUGACAAGACUUUCAUAAACCACAACCUAAACCUUUAGCCAUGAAGUCACUGCAGGUCCACAGAGAAGGUCCUAAGUAUAAUUAAGUAGAAAGUGGUAAGAAAGUAUUCCCAUUCCAAGUCUGGAAUUACACUACCUAUGUGUACAAUCAAUGGAGAUGCACUUCAGAAUGUCUUAGUGUAAACCAGCCUAGAGCCCCAGGGUUUUAAAAGUGAUACUGAAUAACCACAGAGAAGUUUAUACACAGUGAAAACAAAUCACUCCAUGAAUUCAAAGAUCCUCAAACAGGUUGGUUGAACUUGCUUUCCUGAAUCCAGUUCCAAACAACUGGAUCACUGAUACAAAGCUAGUGUUAAUAUGGUCAAAGCCAAUAAGAACAAAUUGUGGAAAGACAACAUUUCAAUUAAAUUAUAUUUUGCAUACAAACAGCACUUCAAAAAGAAACCAAGUACUCAUUUGUCUUCAGGCAACUUGGCAAGAUCUGUAGACACUGGAAUCCUGAACCAUGAUACUGGCUCUUGUCAGCUGCUAAUUUCAGUGCAUGAACUCCACAGAUAUCUUUGACACCAUGAUGACUUUCACCAACUGCUGAAAUUACUUCCCAGCAUUAGGAGCUUUCUGUGGCAUAGGGAAAUGUAUUCCCUAAAUGCAAUUUUCCAUGCAAUGUUUUACAAAUAAAAAGUUACAAAUAGAAAGCAUCCUUCUCCAAUUUUACAUACACCAGAUUAUCACCCAUAACGUUAACAGAGUAAACUGGUUCAUGAGGCAGUGUAAAGUUUCAAGCAUCAGAGUUUAAACAAAGGUUGCUAGACACUGCUUUGCUGCUUGCAAACUAGCAGCCACAGCAGCAAAUUUCUGGCUGCCUCUAAUGGACUAGAAUCAACAUAUAAAGUAAUACAGACCUCAAAUUCAAAGCUUUAUAGAGAAAUGCCUCUCGCUCUCUCCUCAGUGAUCUACUGCUAUUGUUUCCUUGUUGUAUAUCAAAGCUAAAAAUAAUAAUAAUAA